AUGAGAGGUAUCCUUCGGAUGAUUCCUCGGCCCGAGAUUGAGAUUUUUGGCCAUCAAUCCAUCAAAGGUUUCCCCACCAACUCGAACUCAGUCAAAACAAUAAUGGCAAGCACCGACGCUGCAACUAUUCUUGAUGUUUGCGCGUACCAUCGACGCGACUUUGACCUUGUACUUAUUCGAUCACGACCCCACGAAACCCAGGUUGUUCAAGAAUCUAUAGAGAAGCUUUUCACUACGACGCCCACUGUGAAAUUAGGGGCACUUGAUAUUCUUCCGAAUGAGCUACUGAACAUCAUACUUCGCAACCUUGAUCUAUCAUCAUAUUUCCGAUUUCGCCAUGUCAACAGACGCUCCCGGAUCUUGGCAAGUGAGCUUCAAGAAUACAAGGCUGUUGUCAUACACGGUAUAGAAGGCUUUCGCGGCAUGUUGCGUGCGCGACUGGCGACUUAUUUUACGUUUGAGGACAUGUAUCGUGCCUUAACAACUGAAACAUGCUCGUUUUGUACAAGAUUUGGCGGCUUUAUUUACCUGCCGACUGCCUCUCGUUGCUGCUUUGCAUGCAUUGAGAAUGCUCCUGAGCUACGUGUUAUCAGCAUGUCCUCCCUAUCAAAGCUUACAAAGCUAUCUGCCAAGCGUUUGAGUUCAAACAUUGGAUACACCCUUAGAACGGUUCCUGGAAUAUACUCUAUGGAAGAAAGACCGGCGAGACGUCCGGCCUUACUGUUAGCAGAAGUGGAGGCUACCCGGAGACUGUCAGAGCUGGGCCUCCUGACUUCGGACACAUCUCGGGCUUUAGAGGCGCGGAGCGAACAGAAGAACCAACGUUUUAUGACGUCUACUGCAUACCCGUGGUACGAUCCGACUACUGGCCAAGUCGAAAAUGGAGUCAGCUGUAAGGGCUGUCAGAUUCGCCUAGAGACUCUUGCCGUGGUCAGUCGAGCUCGGGACGAUGUAUUUUCUUCCAGCGGCUAUCUGCCCCAUUUUGAGUCUUGUAUAGAAGCGAAAGCCUUAUUUAACGAGAGUGAGGGUGGAACAAGGAGUGUGGCGGAACCAGAAUUCACUCGCCGUAAGGGUUAUUUCAGCACGUUAGAUCGAGACGGAUUACCAAGAUAA
Messenger RNA from Fusarium mangiferae, 1113 nucleotides. RefSeq lists its product as uncharacterized. Gene Ontology annotation, molecular function: protein binding. The transcript has a single exon. The record is from RefSeq and is a predicted model, not a curated record. Bases 1 to 1113 code for a protein of 370 amino acids. Lineage: Eukaryota; Fungi; Ascomycota; Sordariomycetes; Hypocreales; Nectriaceae.